Elgaria multicarinata webbii is the source of this 4131-nucleotide messenger RNA. It is a transcript of the gene IGF2BP3, whose product is annotated as insulin like growth factor 2 mRNA binding protein 3. The record is from RefSeq and is a predicted model, not a curated record. Gene Ontology annotation, molecular function: mRNA 3'-UTR binding. NCBI's taxonomy places the organism in Eukaryota, Metazoa, Chordata, Lepidosauria, Squamata, Anguidae. Gene Ontology annotation, cellular component: nucleus; cytosol; cytoplasm. The transcript is spliced from 15 exons. Gene Ontology annotation, biological process: regulation of gene expression; nervous system development. Bases 244 to 1998 code for a protein of 584 amino acids.
GACGUGAUUUCCACUAUCGCUUCCGUGUGAGAGUGUGCGUGAGAGAGGGGGAAAGGAGAGGGGUGGGGGACGGACAAAUACGAGCUGCGGUUGUGAUUUUUUUUAACCCCCUCCCCCUCUCGCCUUUUAUUUUAUUUUACUCUGGAUCAUUUGAGGGGGUGUUUUUUUGUUGUUGUUCAAGUCAACGUGUGCGUGGUUUUUUAUUAUUAUUAAGCAAAGCUCUAUUUUUAAUUAAACAAGAAGAUGAAUAAGCUGUACAUAGGGAACUUGGGCGAAAACGUGAGCCCUCUGGACCUCGAAAGUCUCUUUAAAGAGUCCAAGAUCCCUUUCACCGGCCAGUUCCUCGUGAAGACUGGAUACGCGUUCGUGGACUGCCCCGAUGAGAACUGGGCUAUGAAGGCCAUCGAGGCACUUUCAGGUAAAGUUGAACUGCAGGGUAAACUCAUAGAAGUUGAACACUCAGUUCCCAAAAGACAAAGGAGUCGAAAACUUCAAAUCAGAAACAUCCCGCCACACUUGCAGUGGGAGGUGUUGGACAGCUUGCUAGCACAGUAUGGGACAGUGGAGAACUGUGAGCAAGUGAAUACUGAAACAGAGACUGCAGUAGUAAAUGUAACAUAUGCCAAUAAGGACCAGGCCAGACAAGCAAUAGAAAAACUCAAUGGAUUCCAGCUUGAAAACUACUCAUUAAAAGUUGCAUAUAUUCCUGAUGAAAUGGCAGCACAACCACCACCCCAGCAGCAUCCACAGGGGAGACGUGGAUUUGGGCAGAGAGGUCCUCCCAGACAAGGUUCGCCAGGUGCAGCUACGAGGCAGAAACCACAGUCUGAUGUUCCACUACGGAUGCUGGUUCCCACCCAGUUUGUAGGAGCCAUUAUUGGAAAAGAAGGAGCUACCAUCAGAAACAUCACAAAGCAGACACAGUCAAAAAUUGAUAUUCAUCGUAAAGAAAAUGCAGGUGCUGCUGAAAAACCAAUUACAAUCCAUUCUACUCCAGAAGGGUGCUCAACUGCUUGCAAAAUUAUCAUGGAGAUAAUGCAGAAGGAAGCUCAAGAUACUAAAUUUACAGAAGAAAUCCCCUUGAAGAUACUAGCACAUAACAAUUUUGUUGGCCGACUUAUUGGUAAAGAAGGACGGAAUUUGAAGAAAAUUGAACAGGACACAGACACUAAAAUCACAAUAUCUCCAUUGCAGGACUUGACGCUAUAUAAUCCAGAAAGGACCAUUACAGUUAAAGGCAGUAUUGAAACAUGUGCCAAGGCAGAGGAAGAAAUAAUGAAGAAAAUCAGGGAGUCGUAUGAAAAUGAUAUUGCUGCUAUGAAUCUUCAAGCACAUUUAAUUCCAGGAUUAAAUCUGAACGCCUUGGGUCUAUUCCCACCUUCUUCUUCAGGGAUACCACCUCCCACAGUGGGUGUUGCUUCAGCUGCUGCUGCCUCUUCAUACCCUCCAUUUGGGCAACAGCCAGAAUCUGAGACUGUUCAUCUGUUCAUUCCAGCGUUAGCAGUGGGAGCCAUUAUCGGCAAGCAGGGGCAACACAUCAAACAACUUUCUCGUUUUGCAGGUGCAUCUAUUAAGAUUGCACCUGCUGAAGGACCAGAUGCCAAGCUGAGAAUGGUGAUAAUCACUGGACCACCAGAGGCACAGUUCAAGGCUCAAGGAAGAAUCUAUGGGAAACUUAAGGAAGAAAAUUUCUUUGGACCUAAAGAAGAAGUGAAACUUGAAGCUCAUAUAAAAGUGCCAUCCUAUGCUGCUGGCAGAGUUAUUGGUAAAGGAGGCAAAACGGUAAAUGAGCUUCAGAAUUUGACAAGUGCAGAAGUUGUUGUUCCUCGUGACCAGACACCAGAUGAAAAUGAUCAGGUGGUUGUGAAAAUUACUGGCCAUUUCUAUGCAUGCCAGCUUGCCCAGCGAAAAAUUCAGGAAAUACUGGCUCAGGUAAGAAGGCAGCAACAGCAACAAAAGACAGCGCAAAGUGGACAGCCUCAACAGAGACGAAAAUAAAGGUUUAGGAAAAGACCCUUCGGAGACAGAGGCCCGACCAAAGAGAGAGACUGUAACGGACAGGUUCUGGGCACCUGUUGGAAUAAUAUGCAGAAGUUUCACCAAUCCAGUCAUUUGUUUGAGGACCAGGCCGCAGGUGGCAUAUGCUGUCUCCGAGAAUGUAUUCUUUAGGCUCUCUUACUUUUGAAAACCCAGCUUUAAACUAAGGACCCCUUCACUUCCCUUUUGUUCUAUUCUCACAGUUUAACAUAAACGUGUUAGUCUUCUUUUAUUGUUCUUACUAUUCCCCAGCAAUUUUAGAACUUGGUUUAAUGAAGCUUUCUCUUUUGAGUUCACUGGUUUAAAAAGAAAAGGCAUUGCUCUUCUAGGUCCACUUGUAAAAGAAGAAAAGACAAUUGAAGGGUGGGAUUAUGGGUUAGGGUUUGGGGUUUAGAACAAGGGCAUUGACAAAGAGGUUAAGUGUUACUCCCAAUGUUAACCAAGUGGCAUUUCUUUUACAUUUGGUUGCAUUUUUACAUAACACUGCCAUGUAUAAACUAAGGGAAGCGUUCAAUGGUGUUGGCCAGGGCAUGAAAAGAUAAAUAUGCAUUUUACUAAACUACCUCAGGCAUUUAAUACCUCAAGUAAGAAAUUGUUCCUUUUUUUGCUUUUCUUUUUUUCCUUUGGUAUUUUGUAUACUUUAUAAAGCUAAUAGUUCUUGAGCAUUUUAUUUUUUUAAAAAAAGUAAAAUUUGAUCAGCCAACAGCCAGGAGUACUACAGAAUUUAUUGAGGUGGAAGAUAUAUAGUAGAUUGCUUCUAGCUGCUGGCUGACAGGAGUAAGAUGGAAAAAUAUAGUCUCGGAUUAUAUCUGAGGGUGUCAACACAAUCAUUUGUUUGGGGUGGGGGGAAAUCAGUGAAUGUUCAAACGAUACCUAAACAAAUGCCAACAUUCUGAUAGUAGCAAUGCCAUUGUUUUUUCUUUUAGGAUGGGAUGAAAAAGUUUGAUGGUACUUUGUUGGGAACAGAACAAGGAAGUGAUGGCAAGAGGCUGGGGGGUAAAUUUUAGAAAGUCUUUUGGAGACUGGACUUUUUUUUCUCUUAUACUACUUGAUUGAAUGCAUGAACCCUUUGUGCCUUUGACCAUCACUACCUACCUACUAAUGCUACACUUAAACAUUUGCAGCCCAUUUGUACUUUACCAUUCUGUUUCAAAGAGCAAGCUUCAUCUUCAGUUUGAUAGGAUGCUUGAUCUGCUAGAGCCGUUUGGAGGCAUGGGUUCCCUGCUCUCCAGGAGAUUGCUUCAUACUGUUUUCAGUUACCAUGAUAUUGGGCAGGGGAGGAGAGAUCAGACAUUGUUUGAUCCCGUUUAAAGGUAAUGAAAGGCUAAGUUUACAUAUCCAGCCGCUACUAAGGGCCAGACUAAGCCACUUCAAAGGUUUUUUAAAAAAUAAAAAAAUGAAUUAAUACAACCUCAAGCUUGGCUUAUGAAAUAGAUACAGCAGGAUUUAUGCACGUUCUGCAACCAACCACAAAAAAAGGAGGGAGAAAACUUGUAUCAAAAGGCAGGGAUUGCAGGAGAUUUACCAAAUUUAUUUUUUUAAUUUCAGAAUGUAAUUUGAAUCAUGAUUGUGGUAAUAUGCAUUCAAGUUUCUACAAUAAACUUCAGUCUACCUCAGUUUUAACAAUGUGGCAACACAUGGUGCAUAAAGACUGCUGUGCGUGCAUGGGCCUACCCGUGUGCGCAAGCCAUGCUAUUACCUCGGACCCUUUUGUUUGUGAUGUUUCUGUGCAUGAGAAGAUUGGAACUGCUACGCUGCACUGAUUUGAGGGGCACAAUUAGCAAAAACAAAACUUUGUUUCACCAUUUUGUUGAUCUACCUCUUAGAUUGAUAUGAAAAUAGAGGCAUUUCUACAUAGAAUAGAUCAUUUUCCCAAAGAUUGUUGUUGUACAGGUUAGAUAACUUUUGAAAAAUGGUCUGUUCUUUUUUCUUCUUCUUUUUUUACUGCAUCAUUUCUUUACUAAUUGGUUUAAAAACCACAAAUUUAUGUUGUAGUUUAGCAGAAGGAAAAAAGCAGAAGUGUUUUUUUUUGUUUUUUUGGACAAUACUUUACCUAAUCUUUAGGAGAUUUUUUUCUUCUUCUUACAAUAACUU